AUGCGAAUUGCUAGGGAGGAGAAGCUCGAUCAACGACUUCGUGAUCAGUCAAAACUAGCCCACGAUCAGAUCCGAGAGAUUACCCACAAACUCAGGCCAUUACACCGGGGGAAAAGUACCGGUUUUACGAAAUUACAGGCAAAGAUUCGAUGGCAUUUCACGAAAGAUGACCUUCAAUUUCCGAUGGCUACAUUAGGUAGCGUGAAGUCCAGCCUCAAUCUGUUGACAACACUCUCAUUACUCGACUCUGCUGUUGCCAGCUUUUCCCGGGUUCCAAGUUCGGAUCAUGCAGGAAGAGUUCAAGCUCUUGAGAAGAUAACGGCUUUGAAAAAGCAAGCUCGCCGAACAGAAAGACAGUUCAGCGACUCGAUGAAGGUACUUCACGAGCAAGGUCGUCUUGACGGACAAACACACAGUGCGGGAAAUACCCGAGUGAUAACUAUCAUUAUCAAGGAAAUUGAAAAGGGCACCAUCAACGAUGCGCGAGACUUGGUUAAGAGAUUUUCCAACCAGUCUCAAGUAGUAGCACAUCCAACAGAUCCAGAUGCUUCCUCGCAUUUGACUUCUGAGGAUGACAUGUACUCACAACUCCCUACUUUCGUCAUCAGAACCAGUUCCCCCCGGUACCCAGGCCCCGAAGCUCAGAUAAGACGAAAGCCAAAGGGUUCUCCUCUUCGUUCUCGAAGCUUCACCCGCGACAGCCUGCGUACCCCCUCCAAAGAGCCGAGGCCAAUUAGCAGUGGGUCGGAGCUUUGGAGGGAAGCUCGCGAUCACAGCCCAGCCUCUUCUCAUCAUAGCGCCCGGGUUACAGUUGAGCCUGAGGUCGAGCUGCCUGUUUCCCACGCCUUUGAUGAUACAGUCACGGGCACUCCACAUUCCCCUAGAAAAUCUCGAAGCAUGUACCAAGCCAUGCCUCCUUUCAAUGACUCCGACCUGCGGGAGAGAGAGACCCGAAACCGCCGACGUCAAAGCCAUUCCCGGAGUCAAAAGAAAGAAUGA
Messenger RNA from Penicillium coprophilum, 999 nucleotides. RefSeq lists its product as uncharacterized. The transcript is spliced from 2 exons. The coding region runs from base 1 to 999 and encodes 332 amino acids. The record is from RefSeq and is a predicted model, not a curated record. Lineage: Eukaryota; Fungi; Ascomycota; Eurotiomycetes; Eurotiales; Aspergillaceae.